Molecule: messenger RNA, 1062 nt
Organism: Microthlaspi erraticum
Lineage: Eukaryota; Viridiplantae; Streptophyta; Magnoliopsida; Brassicales; Brassicaceae
Source: the annotation of a GenBank genome assembly
AUGAAUUUCUCUUCUUUGUCAUCGUUGUCAACUUGGACAAUCCUAAUAACUGUGGGAUGUCUUAUGCUCCAUUCAUCUUUCUCCAGUGCUCAGCUAACUCCAACUUUCUACGACACUUCAUGCCCUGGCGUCUUCAACAUCGUAAGGAACACCAUAGUCACCGAGCUAAGAACUGAUCCUCGUAUCGCUGCGAGCAUCCUUCGACUUCACUUCCACGACUGUUUCGUUAAUGGUUGUGAUGCAUCGAUCUUGUUAGACAACACAACAUCGUUUAGAACAGAGAAAGACGCGGCGCCAAAUGCAAACUCGGCUCGUGGAUUUCCAGUGAUUGAUAGAAUGAAAACAGCAGUGGAGACUGCAUGCCCUGGGAUUGUUUCCUGUGCAGAUAUGCUUACCAUCGCAGCUCAACAAUCUGUCAAUUUGGCAGGAGGUCCUUCGUGGAGGGUUCCAUUGGGGAGACGAGACAGCUUACAAGCAUUUUUCAGUCUUGCCAAUAAUAAUCUCCCCGCUCCAUUCUUCACUCUUCCACAACUUAAGGCCAGUUUUAGAAACGUCGGUCUUGAUCGUCCUUCUGAUCUCGUUGCUCUCUCCGGUGGUCACACGUUUGGUAAGAACCAAUGCCAAUUUAUUAUGGAUAGGCUAUACAACUUUAGCAACACUGGUCUACCCGAUCCUACCCUCAACACUACUUACCUCACGACACUUCGUGGACUUUGCCCUCAAAAUGGUAACCAGAGCAUUCUGGUGGACUUCGAUCUACGUACACCAACGGUUUUCGACAACAAAUACUAUGUGAAUCUAAAAGAGCACAAAGGACUUAUCCAAAGCGAUCAAGAGCUGUUUUCGAGCCCUAAUGCCACUGACACAAUCCCCUUGGUAAGAGCAUAUGCCGAUGGCACACAAAAGUUCUUCAAUGCGUUUAUAGAGGCAAUGGAUAGGAUGGGAAACAUCACGCCUCUCACAGGAACUCAAGGACAGAUCAGGAGGAAUUGUAGGGUGGUCAACUCCAACUCGUUGCUCCAUGAUUUGGUUGAAAUUGUUGACUUUGUCAGCUCUAUGUAA